UAUCGAUACAAAAAUGCUUAAACUAAUGUAAUUAUGUAAAUUAUUAAAUCUUAAGAUGAUUACUUCACAAAUAUUCGGAAAAUGUAUUGAUAUUUUGAAAAAGUGUUAGUUCCCAUGAACCACUAGUUUCGCCAUUUUGAAAAAACGUCUCUGACUUGAAGAUGUAAUCAGAAAAUGAAGAGGACUUGGCUCAUCGUUCAACUAAUUGCCUAAUCUUAAAAGUUUCACCAGCAUCAUCAUUAUGGAUCCAGAAUAUGAAAAACGCCUACUUAGACAACAAAAUGGUGGUUCACCUUACUCCUCUCCAUAUUCAUCACCAUUGUCGCUUAGUCCGGGAAGCCCACUAUCAUCACCUAGUAAAGACAAAUAUGGUGACAGAUUUAUACCAGCAAGGGCAGGGGCAGCAUGGCAUAUCAACUUUAAUUUAAAUACAGAAAGUCCCAGGCAGUCCCCAGUUGCCAGUAGGAAGGCAAGGGAGGUUGCCAACGACCAGGCAAAAGAUGGGCUGGCCUACAACUGUCUCCUGAAGAAUGAGCUCCUCUCAGCCGGCAUUGAAGAUCUGAAGGACCAACAGCCAGAUGAACGAAGAAUACUUGUACCAAAAGAAAGCAAAAAUUUAUUCAGGUUUCAUGUCCCACGCAGAAGUUCAGACACAGAAUCCUCACCAUAUUCUCUCUCACCAGUUGGUAGCAAAAGUCAGAAACUAUUACGAUCACCUAGAAAGGCUGUCCGAAAAAUAUCAAAGAUACCAUUUAAAGUAUUAGAUGCACCCGAACUUCAAGAUGACUUCUAUUUGAAUCUUGUGGACUGGUCAUCUCAAAAUGUGCUCAGUGUUGGUCUGCAUACAUGUGUGUACUUGUGGAGUGCGUGCACCAGUCAGGUGACACGACUGUGUGAUCUCUCAAACGACGGUGACAAAGUGACCUCAGUAUCUUGGGCAGAGCGGGGCAAUCUCGUAGCUGUGGGUACACAUAAAGGGUAUGUACAGAUCUGGGAUGUGGCAGCAUCGAAAAAAAUCAACACACUUGAGGGGCAUAGUGCAAGAGUUGGUGCUUUGGCAUGGAACGGAGACAUGCUGUCAUCGGGGAGUCGAGAUCGACUUAUCCUUCAGCGAGAUAUACGCACACCAUGCAUCGCCCCAGAGCGACGUUUGACCGGCCAUAGACAGGAAGUGUGCGGACUCAAAUGGUCACCAGACCAUCAGCACCUAGCCUCAGGGGGCAAUGACAAUAAAUUGUUUGUGUGGAACAUGAACAGUGUGUCCCCUGUGCAAACCUAUACAGACCAUCUAGCGGCUGUGAAGGCUAUAGCGUGGUCUCCCCACCAGCAUGGCUUGUUGGCCAGCGGGGGCGGUACUGCAGACAGAUGUAUUCGCUUCUGGAACACGCUUACAGGGCAACCAUUACAGAGUGUGGACACUGGUUCUCAAGUGUGCAAUCUCGCUUGGUCCAAACAUUCUAACGAACUGGUGAGCACCCACGGCUACUCUCAGAACCAGAUCCUGGUGUGGAAGUACCCCUCUCUAGUCCAGAUAGCCAAACUCACAGGCCAUUCAUUCAGAGUGUUGUACCUUGCAAUGUCACCAGACGGUGAAGCCAUAGUUACUGGUGCCGGGGAUGAGACCCUUCGCUUCUGGAAUGUCUUCAGUAAAACACGCUCCACUAAGGAGUCUAAGUCUGUGCUGAAUUUGUUCACUCGUAUCCGGUAAACUGUGUUCCAGUCAACUAGAAAUUUGCCACCAAAAAUCAUGUCAUUUGGAAUUUUACUUGUACUUUAUUUUGAUUGAUACAUGCAUGCAGCAUUUUCACUGUGUAUAUGUUAAUUUAUAAAAGCCUUUGAUAUUUAGUUUGGUAUGAAUGCAGGUGUGGUGUGUCUAAUCAUGAGCAAAUGGUUCAUAAUAAGUUGAAGAUUCUGUGUAUUUUCUCAGCUAAACUUGUGUUAUUGAUAAAGUUCAAGUCAUAACUUUAAAAUCAUGAUUUGUAUUUUAAUCUUUUCUUUGGUAAAUCUACUUUACACUAUUUUAGAACUGUUUUAUUAUCAUAUACACACACCCUUUAUGUAAUAUGUUAUAGUACAAUUUUGUACAUUUUUGGGGUACGGGCAUUUUGUUGUGCUUUAUUGUUUCUAUCUUUUUAUGGGAAUUAUACAUGUUUUAUGUAUUGGGAAUUUCUAAACAAUGUGGAAAAAAAAAAGAAAAAGAUACAUGUACAUCUUCAUUUGAGUAAUUAUGGCACAUUAUGAUAUGCUUGUCUUGAUUGAUUCAAGACAGCUAUUCAUUGUUAACAAGUUAAAUAGAUUACCUAAAGUGAGAAUUCAGUUUUUUAAUAAGAAUUUUUGUUGCGGAAUGUAUCUCAUUUAAAAAACAAUAUUUGACCAUAUGUACUCUGUGGACAUCAGAUUCUAUUUAAUACAUAUCCUUUCUUGGUUUGUGCAUUUUAAAUGCUUUUCUCACACUCAAGUUACUGGUUUAACACUUACAAAUAAAACAAAAACCUGUUGUACAAAAAGAAUUACCACCAUAUGGAUUUUGCAAAGUUGGUUCUAAUAGUAAUAAUUAUCAACGUUAUUAUGCGUUACCGCUUGUAUAAAUAGAUAAAAGUAUUAACAAAUUAUUAAAUGGUUAAAUUUGCAUUGUAAUUGUUUGUCUGAUCAAAGUAUUGGUGAAAUUGGCCAGUAAAAGACACUUUGCUUUGUACAUCAGACAACUGGUUGUGUUCUUCAAUGCACAUUUGUAAGAAUAGCUAACAUUUACUUAAAGUAAAAAAAUGAAGAGAAAAGGUAUUUUCGAUAACUUCAUCCCACGAAGAUAUAAUAAACUAUUAAUGCUUUUUAUGCCCCCCUUUCGAAGAAGAGGGGGUAUAUUGCUUUGCUCAUGUCGGUCUGUCGGUCGGUCUGUGGGUCUGUCGGUCCGUCCACCAGGUGGUUGUCAGACGAUAACUCAAGAACGCUUGGGCCUAGGAUCAAGAAAACUUCAUAGGUACAUUGAUCAUGACUCGCAGAUGACCCCUAUUGAUUUUGAGGUCACUAGGUCAAAGGUCAAGGUCAUGGUGACCUGAAAUAGUAAAAUGGUUUUUGAAUGAUAACUCAAGAACGCCUAGCCUAGGAUCAUGAAACUUCAUGGGUAGAUUGAUCAUGACUUGCAGAUGACCCCUAUUGAUUUUGAGGUCACUAGGUCAAAGGUCAAGGUCACGGUGACCCGAAAUAGUAAAAUGGUUUCCGGAUGAUAACUCAAGAACGCAUACGCCUAGGAUCAUGAAACUUCAUGGGUAGAUUGAUCAUGACUCGCAGAUGACCCCUAUUGAUUUUGAGGUCACUAGGUCAAAGGUCAAGGUCACGGUGACCCGAAAUAGUAAAAUGGUUUUCGGAUGAUAACUCAAGAACGCAUACGCCUAGGAUCAUGAAACUUCAUAGGUAGAUUGAUCAUGACUUGCAGAUGACCCCUAUUGAUUUUGAGGUCACAAGGUCAAAGGUCAAGGUCACGGUGACCCGAAAUAGUCAAAUGAUUUUCGGAUGAUAACUCAAGAACGCUUUUGCCUAGGUCCAUGACACUUCAUAGGUACAUUGAUCAUGACUUGCAGAUGACCCCUAUUGAUUUUGAGGUCACAAGGUCAAAGGUCAAGGUCACGGUGACCCGAAAUAGUAAAAUGAUUAUCGGAUGAUAACUCAAGAACGCUUUUGCCUAGGAUCAUGACACUUCAUAGGUACAUUGAUCUUGACCCGCAGAUGACCCCUAUUGGUUUUCAGGUCACUAGGUCAAAGGUCAAGGUCACAGUGACAAAAAUCGUAUUCACACAAUGGCUGCCACUACAACGGACAGCCCAUUAUGGGGGGCAUGCAUGUUUUACAAACAGCCCUUGUUUCAUAUUUAAUAUUGUUAAUUAACAGUUGAGCCUGUAGAGUUGUUUAAAUUGGCAAAUAUACAAUAAAAAACAAAUGAUGCUCAAUUACAACAUAGUAUCAAUCAAUGUAGGUUGAAAGAUUAUUGUGAAUGUUGAAAAUGUUUUAUUGUGGAUUGCUUGUAGAAAUUGUGCAAUAGUUUGAUGUUUUUCCAGGUGAGAAUAUCAUGCGUGAUUUCUGUUGAUUGUAGCGUAGCAAGAGUCUUUUAUAAUAUAUUGUAAAAUCUGUUUUAUUUAUAUUUGUGUUGUUUGAUUCGUGUUCAGUUCUGUGUACGUUCUGCAUUUCAGUUGUUAACAUAUUUAUGUUUAUCAUUUGUUCCAGUGUUAAUUUCAUUUCAUGUUCUUGUACCAUCUUUUAAUACAAAUUUGAGCUGCACUCUGGAGAAACAUGGCAUAAUGCAUAUGCAGUCCAUGCAGGCUGAUGUUGGAUGACAUUUUCAUGAAAGCGGAAAGUUCCAGUCUUUGCUAAUCUUUAGAAUACAUAUAAGCACAUGCUUUAAGCCUGGUUUUCCCAGAGCAAGGUACAAAUUCAAAUGUGGCCAAUUCUAAGUACAACAUGCACAUUAAUUUCAUAUAUGAUCACUGUUAGCUUGCAAUUUAUUGGAACAAUUUCAAUUUUUUCCUAAUUUUGAUUAUCAGGACGCAUUGUCCUCAGUAUCUUUCUUGCCAUCUGACCUAGAAUAUCAUAUAGUAAUAUUCAAAUGCAUAAGACUAAGAAGCCCUGUUGAAGUCAUUUCACAGACUUGGUGUUUUGCCAUAGUGUCCUGUCCAUAUAUGAUAAACAUGAUAAAACAAAUUAUAAUGUUGAUCAAGCUUAAUAUAUAUGUUCAAGCAGUCUGUUUAUAAUGUAAGGUAUGUAAUUAAAAGGGAAACAUAUUCAGUUAUUAAUUAACCAUGUAAGUAAAUAUGUAUUAAAAAGUUUAUAUUUUGUUUGUUUCAUUUAGAGAGUUUGUUUAUUGUACUGUAUAUUAUUUUAAUUAAAAACAAAAUAAACUGGAAA
This is a messenger RNA of Dreissena polymorpha, 4896 nucleotides long. RefSeq names its product fizzy-related protein homolog. NCBI's taxonomy places the organism in Eukaryota, Metazoa, Mollusca, Bivalvia, Myida, Dreissenidae. The record is from RefSeq and is a predicted model, not a curated record. Gene Ontology annotation, biological process: positive regulation of anaphase-promoting complex-dependent catabolic process; positive regulation of ubiquitin protein ligase activity; anaphase-promoting complex-dependent catabolic process. The transcript is spliced from 12 exons. Gene Ontology annotation, cellular component: anaphase-promoting complex. Gene Ontology annotation, molecular function: protein binding; ubiquitin ligase activator activity; anaphase-promoting complex binding. The coding region runs from base 242 to 1708 and encodes 488 amino acids.